CAUACUCCCCAUAUUCUGAACCCCAUUGAAGAAAUGUGGUCUAAGAUUAAGUUUGGUGUGUGCCAAAACAAAUUAACAGAUAAAGAUUCUUUGAUACCUCGUAUUCAAGAAGCCGCAAGAAGAGUAACUAUCUCUGAUUGUCUUGGGUGGAUAAACCAUCCCAUUUCAUUUUUUGAUCACUGCUUGAAUUUAGAAAAAAAUCUUUAA
Molecule: messenger RNA, 207 nt
Organism: Cokeromyces recurvatus
Lineage: Eukaryota; Fungi; Mucoromycota; Mucoromycetes; Mucorales; Mucoraceae
Exons: 1
Molecular function (GO): nucleic acid binding
Source: RefSeq, a predicted model, not a curated record